AAAACAAAAGUCAUUCUCUCAAAAUAAAUUAAUUAAUUUUACGCAACAUUACUCAUUAAACCACUGCAACUUCGCUUAAAGCCUCGAACAAACUUCUUCUCACCGCAUUUCGUGAUAACAGGACAAAUUCCUCGUAAUUUACUCACCGUAACUGCAUUUCCUUCCCUCAUCAUCAUCUUCUGACAAAGGCUCCGACAGAAUUUCCUUUCACAUUCAAUAAUUUCAUCCCGAAAUGGACGAAGAGAUGGAAUUGGCGCUGGAGCCAAACAAGACGAAAAACGAGGAACGUUGGGCAAAACUCGGCUUCAAGCCACAAAAAGAGCUCUUUUGCAACAAAUAUUUGCCGUAUGCGGACCAACUGGAUGACGAAUCACAAAAAUUUCUCGUGUCAAUCAAGGAAAAUCUCGCGAAAGCCGUUUCGAUGCGCGAAAUGAAUCCCGGCAUUGGGAUUUAUGCGACGCGAUUACACAUAUACAUCAAGUUGUAUGGAUUGAAGUUCUCGAAGGAAGAUCAUGUUAAAUUUAUCAAACUUUUUUUGGAGUUAUUGACGAUUCCGUAUCUCGAGCCAGCCAAAAUUAACAAACUUUGUAAAGUUUUGACGACUUUACUCAAAAAAUCCCAAUGGCUCUCACCUGAUGACUUACAGAUCGAAUGGCGCCCAUUAUACGAGCUCAGCAACAUUUAUUUGAACAAAAACAACAGCAAAGGCGAUCUUUAUCGCUAUUUUCCAUCCUCGAAAAAGGUCAAAACCUCUCAAAAAACCAACGAAAAUCCGAUGAAUUCAAUUUUGUUAAAGCUUGCGGAACGUUUUGGGAUUAACUUGUCUAACAACAAAACUUUUCUCGAUUACCUUGAGUCGACUCAUGACGAAAUGGAAUCUUUGGAAGCAAAUUUGCAAUAUGUGAUCUCGCAAUGUGCAAUUUACUUCCCGAAAUCCGCAACGCAGGAAAUUCUCGAUGAAAUUUUUCCGAAAUUGCAACCUUUGGAUACGGGAAAAAGUUGUAAUGUCUUCGAGAUGCUCGGAAUAUUUCUCGGAGCAAUGGUUCAUGGGCAAGAAAUUUGGUUGCAUCACAUAAUUGAGAUUUGGGACACGUAUCAAAAUCCUCCAUGGUCACCUGACGUCAUGAUGCUCAUAAGUUGCGCUGCGGUAUCGACAAUCGGAAGAAUUGAUUGGGAGCCGUAUAUUCCGACAAUUUUUACGAGAAUCUUGCGUUCUAUUGACCUUCCUGUGAGUUAUAAGGGCUUGAAAAGUUCACGGAAUCCGCAAAUGUACACGUCAGCUGUAUCAAGUUGGAUCGUCGCCGUUUUGGGUCCAAAAUCCUCCGCACAACAAUAUCUCAACAAAUUCAUGAGCACAAUCGAAUCGUAUCUCCAUCCAGCGAACAGCGGCAAAUGGGUCAUGUACUUGAGCGAAGUCCUCGUCUCCCUUCUCCGGACCUUUUUCGAUCGUCUCAUUUGCGAACGUUACAAGAAACAUCCGUGGAAGGAUCCCGUGCCUCCCGAACACUGCCUAACGGAAAAAUGCAUCACGGAUUUCGUCGAAUGCAUCAAACCCGUUGCCUUGCAAGCGAUGUACUCGAAAAUGAACACGAACGACAUUUGCAAGAUUUUCAAGCAUCUCGCCGAUUUGCGUCCCGAACUGAUAAUUCCCGAGACAAUUGAACGAGUUUACGCGACGAUGGAUUCUUUGACGGAACCGCAUAAAAUGACGGCAGCUUUGCAAUGCUUGAUGAGUGUCGCGCGUGCUUUGGUGAGCGACAAAAAGUACACGGAAGGCAGAACGCACAUAAUUCCGAUAUUUUUCGCCAUGUUGCCGGGAAUUGAUCCGAACGACAUUCGAAAAACGUCGGUUACUUUGCAAUUUUUCACGUCAUUUGCCUUAUCGAUCCCCAUUGUCGACUGCUCGAAGGCGUAUCAGCAUUAUUCGGAUCUGACGGAGGAAGAGCGACUUUUGUGCGAACAAACUGCGGAUUUUGAAGACUUUGCGUUGCAAUUUUUGGAUCGAAUUUUUGUGUUAAUUGAAGCAAGUUCGACGGAAAGCACGAGAUUGGAACAAAGCGAAACGGAUCAAUUGAAAUCUCGCUUCGACGUUUUCUCCGAGGGACUCGUUCAGGCAUCAAGUCAUGCGAUUUUUGGGCAAUGCAGUGACGAGAUCAUUUUGGCGUCGGCGAAAAAGUUGGCUACUUUCGUCAAAACGCAUUUGUUGGAGUCAAGAGUUGCAGGUCCCUUACUCGGCUCCCUCGUGCGAAUCUUUUCCCGCGUCUGCGGAGCAGAAUUCCUGCGAAUUUUAGUGCCUUACUUGACGGAACAAAUUCAGCGUUAUUUCGACGAACACGAUGACUUACCGCAACUCGACAAGCAACGCGACGAACUUUUGUACUACUUAACGAUGCUUUUGAACGUCGUGCGAGGCGAUCCAACUGUCAUCAUCAAAUACAUCGACACGAUCCUGCCAAUUACGGAUUUCGUGUUCGGCUUCAAGUGCAAAGCUGCGAAUCGCCUUUCGUGCACAAUAAUUUCCAACUUGAUGAAUAAUUUGACGACUUUGCAGACGAUGGAUAUUAAAUCUAGCCCGGAUUGUUACAAGAAACCGUUGUCGGAAUGUCUCCCGAUUCGUCGUUGGGGCGAAAAAAUGAAACCAGAUGCGAAAAUUAAUUGGUAUAUCCCGGAUGAAAAUGUCCGAAGUGUUUGUGAGAAGCUUUUGCAUCAUCAUUUAUUGCCGAUUUUGAAGGCUUUGGAGGCGCACAUUGACGACUCGUGUCCCAUGGAUCGCGAUGACUUGCUGAAAAAUCUCGAAAUGGUCACCGGAUUGUUGAGAUGCGGGAAUUUACUGCCAAAUUGGGAUACAGAAGAGCCGUUGAAGCUUUAUGACAGCGUCGUGGAUCGCGUUCAUAUCGAUGUUUCGCUCGGAUUUUAUCAUCAUCACAUAAAAAUGCCCGACGGAUCGAAUGUGCGACUCGCAAUUGUUGACGUCAUGCAUCGAUUACAGGAAAAAAUCCUCGCGACAUCGGAAGACGACAGCAAAUCCCUGCGACAAAUCCUCAUGUUGUGGGAAAAAGUCGCAAUUCGAAAGCACAGCAACACUUCGUUCGACAUGCAGCUCAAAAAUUACAACCUUACGAAGCAAAUGCAGGAUUUCCGUUUGACCAAAUUCAAGAGAGAUUAUCGCGCGGUCGUCAUUACGCGAGUUAUUAUGCAACAAGAUUGCCGUGACGAACUCAAUAUUCCGCUUUUGACGCCGUCACACAAAAAAAUCAUCCUCAAUAUGCUCCGGCUUAGUUGUUCGCAUUACAGCGCUGUGCGAAGUUUGGCGCAAUCGAAGUUGAAUAAUAUGCUGACUUUGUUCCCUUUUAGUUACCGCGUGAUAAUGGAUGAGCUGAUAACUUAUUUGAAAGUCGACACGAACGAACAGCAUGAAAAGUUCAAAGGAGCCUUGUACGUUUUGGGAAGCAAUCAUCGUGCGAGACUUAUCGUGAAACACGAUUGGGAAUGCAUUGAGAGACUUUGGCCGGCGUUGUUGGAGUCAAAAAUGUCGGAAAAACCAUCAGUUAUUAAAUUAUUGGAUUUCUUGAGAGAAACGAUUCAUAAUGAGUUUCCAACUUUAUCGACCAAAAUUGAGAUUUCUGACAAAGCGGUUGAAUUGGCGCAACAACUUGUCGUUUCAGGUUACAUCAAACCCGACCAAAUCGAAAACGGCAAACUCGCCCUCGCCGAAACGGGAAUUCGCAACACCGAAACUUACCAACGGAUCAUUCGCCGCAUUUUAGAGAUCAUCAACACGAAAAACCUCCAUUGGCGUUAUUCGCUGCUCGCUUCUUCCAUGAUUUACAACUUGGUGCAUCCCCAAACGAACUACCCGACGGAAGUCGCUUCGCAUUUCGUCAACAAUUUGAUUCACGAAUCAAUCCAGGAACGAAAAGGCGCCAUCCGGAUAUUAAAUUACGUGAUUCGGCAGUACAAGAGGAAACAAGUGAAGAUCGAUGUUGAUCCAUUUGAGCUUUCGGGUGUGGGAAAAAGACCCGCAGGCUUGCUGAAACCCGGAAAUCGACCCGAUAAUCAAUGGUUGCAGUACGAAAAGGAACUUGUGCCAAAAAAUCAGGAAGAUUGGGACAAACCGCGAUAUAUUUUCAAGACAAACGGCUAUUUUGGAUGGACCACGACUGUUCAGCUGUAUGCGCCGACAUCGCAACAACCGAAAUUAGAUAGAAGUGUCGAGGAAAUGAACGACGUUGAACGCGUUAUUUUCGAAUUUUUCGCAAAUCAAGCGAAUGUCGAUAAAUUAAUCGAAUAUUGGUCGUUGGAAGAGAAAAAAGGCAAAGAUAAGUUCAACAGAUCGCGUUUUUAUCUCAUCAAGUGUCUCUGUAUCCUCUUCGGGGACAUGCUGGUGCCUCAGCUAACAAAACAUCUCGAACGUCUGAUCGAAGAUAAAAGUAACGAGUCGAAUCAUCGAUGCGCCGCGGAAAUUCUCGCAGGUUUGAUGCGAGGCGCGAAACAUUUUUCCUUCGAAAAAACGGAAAAACUUUACGCCGUCAUCAGUCCGCUGCUAAAACUCGCUCUGAACAAAAUCACCGUCGAAUCAGAUGUUUAUUGGGGAACUUGCUUCGCGACAGCAGCUGAACACAUGGAUCCCUAUCGUCAAUGGUGGUUGCACGAAUUGCUGCUCGAAGAGCCUCUCAAGGACACGACGAGCUUCAUUGACAGCAGUCGACUUUAUUGUUUGCAAGGCGCUUACAAUCAGCACGUUUGGCGAAUGAAUUCGGUGUCGUAUCGACUUUUGGAGUACUUGAGACCGUAUCUCGAUCAUUCGUUCCAAAAUAUUCGCGAGAGGAUUGGAAGUAUUUUGAUCAAUAUUUUCGAAGCAGAUUUGCAAUUUAAGGAUGGGCCGGCGCCAAAAUGCCCGAGAGUUGGCAAAAUGAUCGAAGAAUUGAUGCCGCGAUUCAUGAUUUUGUUGGAUGAGAAGCCGAAGGAAGUUGCGAAUAAGAUGGAAGUUGAGGGAGAGACGAAAGUUGAUACGGAAUAUGAUGUUUCGGUGCGAUUGUUUAAGACAGUGAGUCAAUGGCUAAUUGGCGUAAUAAAUCGCUGCAGCAACGGCAACGAAGUCCCCUACUUUUCACUCCUUCCGAUGGCUUGUCGUUUGGAAAAGAACGAAUCUGACACGGAACUCGUCUACAUUUGCACGAGCCUCAUCGCGAUGGUGUCUCAAGCCCUCACGAUGCCUUAUCGCAUCGACAACGUUCUGCAAAAAAUCACCGAAAUCUCGUUGAUGCCUUCUUGGUCGGCGCGUUUGGCUGUCGUCGAUUUGUUGCAAGUUCUCGUUUUUCACAACAUGGCAAUUUUUUUGAGUCGCCCCGAAUGGGUUGAAAAAGUUCAGGAAAUUGUCUUGCGGCUGCUCGGCGAUAAUGUGCUCGAAGUGCGGGAAAAGGCGUCAGAAGUGCUCUGCGGAAUGUUGCAUUGUUCCUUCCUCACGACGACAGACAAACUUUUGGAUCUGUUCAAGACAAAGUGCAAGACGAAAAUCGCGAUUAAACGGGGAAAACGGGUUUGUUCGUUGGAAGCAGCGACGACAGGCGAGUCAGAUGCUGUUCGGAUUCGACACACGGGCGUUUUGGGACUUUGUGCUUUUAUCUCGGCUUAUCCGUAUGACGUGCCGGAGUUUGUUCCGACAGUUUUUGAACAUCUUGGCGCGCAUUUGAAUGAUCCGCAACCAAUUCCGUCUACAAUCCGCAAAACAAUGGGCGACUUCAAGCGCACGCAUCACGACAACUGGGAGCAACAUCAACUCAAGUUCACGGAAGAUCAACUCGCCGUUUUGAGUGACUUGACCGUUCCUCCGUCAUAUUACGCUUAGUUACCUUACUUGACGUUGUCGAAUGCUUCUAAACACGAAAAUCCGCAGAAAAAUCCAAACGUAGGAAUUUUUUUAGAAAAAUUUUCGAAUAAUGCGCUUAAAGUUACAAAUAAAAAAAAAAUCGGGAGAAGUUUUUUUUUUCAUAUCAGUUGUAAGAUAUUAAUUAACAAACAAAAAAAGACUUUGCUGCGUAGGAAAAAGUUAGAUAGGGAAAAAAUCUUGCUCAUAAAAUCAAGCGGAAAUUUUGUAACCAAUUUUUUUUUUUGUAGAAAGUUUUACUAUUGUUAAAUAAUCGAAAAAGGUUCAGUUAUUAUUUAAUAUUAUUAAUGAAAAAAAUAAAUUAAAAAAAUUUAGACAAAAAAUAACGGUAAAGGACAAAAAGUUAUAUGAAAAUGCCACAUUUUUAUGUUUCUA
Molecule: messenger RNA, 6262 nt
Organism: Culicoides brevitarsis
Lineage: Eukaryota; Metazoa; Arthropoda; Insecta; Diptera; Ceratopogonidae
Product: proteasome activator complex subunit 4B-like
Biological process (GO): proteasomal ubiquitin-independent protein catabolic process
Cellular component (GO): nucleus; cytosol
Molecular function (GO): proteasome binding; peptidase activator activity
Source: RefSeq, a predicted model, not a curated record